Penicillium egyptiacum is the source of this 2058-nucleotide messenger RNA. The record is from the annotation of a GenBank genome assembly. NCBI's taxonomy places the organism in Eukaryota, Fungi, Ascomycota, Eurotiomycetes, Eurotiales, Aspergillaceae.
AUGGAGUCUCCAAAUAAUCACCAUUCGGCGAGGAAUUCAGGCCAGCGCGCCCGGCGACCUCGGGCAGCUCGUGCCUGCGAUUACUGUAGACAGAAAAAGUACAAAUGCGAUGAGUCUUACCCCUGCUCUUACUGCAAAGGUCGAGGUGUCGAAUGUGUCUACAAGGGCCAGGAUAUGUCUAGGCUUCGAGUCACACCAGACUACGUGAGGAAACUUGAAGCUCAGGUGAAGGAUCUCUCUUCCCGCAUCGAGGCCUAUGAAAUAGCGUCAGCCGAAUCAAUUGGGGGCAAACCGACAGGGGCAACUCCCGGGAGGUCUAUUCUGGACCACAACCCUACGCAGCAUUCCAGGACCAACCACGAUGAUUCCGCAAUGCGAAGCAGCACAUCGCCCUGGGAGAAUGGCCAACAAGAGGUAUCUGGUGUUAACUCCCACACUCGAGAUGUUGAGUUCUACGGCAGCUCAUCUUCUGUGGCUCUUCUUUCGCACAUUCAACGCACCGGGGAUGAGCCUGAAGCUGACGUGAGCUCUCUUCUUUCCACCCUGCACAACACUGCUUUUAGCCCAGCCGAGUCGCAAAGAGCCCGUGAAAGCCGCAGAGCGAUCGAUUACCCGGAUAGUUCAAACUGGUACCCACAGUGUCGCGGGUUUUUGGAAGCCUUCUUCACCACUAUCCACUAUGUUCAUCCCAUUCUCGACAAGCAUACCUUUUUACAGCGGUGCGAGUCGUUGUGGUCCGGAAGCGAAGCCGCUGGCCCAGAGCUUUCAAGUUUCACAGCUCUAUACUUCAGUGUUCUCUCUUUGGGUGCGCUUGUGGGUACGAGAGAUGAUGAACCCAUCGAUGGCGUCGAUAAUAUGCAAUGGAGCCGCAAAUUCUUUGAGAAAGCCAAAACCCGCUGCAACCAAAUUGGAAUGGUAACAGACCUUGAGAUGGCCCAAUGUUACUUCAUACUUGCCAAGGUGUGCCAAAAUGAGCUACACCCUCACUUGUCGUAUAUGUAUGUCGGUCUUGCAAUACGGACUGCCCUAGCCAUGGGCAUUAAUCGAGAGCCUGCCACCAAUACGAAGAAAUCCGCAGAACUGCGAAAGGCGGAAUCAAGAACAUGGUGUGAAAUAUCCUUCGCCAUGGGUAGACCAGACACUCUUGGGGCGGAUAUGUAUCAUAACCGGCGAUUCCCAGUAACAGAAAACAGCGAGGUCGUCGGUCAUGGUGGCUGUUGCGAGAUGCUGGAACAUCCGUCUUGUUCUAUCAUAAAGUGCAUGGUAGAUCUAUCGGGAAUCACUAAAAGUAUCUGCCAAAGCAUUUACCUCUCAGAUAUGACAGUUCCAAGGACUGUUCAUCUGGCGUAUCAAAUUGAGAAGGAUCUCGAGCGGUGGGUCGAAACGCUCCCCGAAGCUAUACGUCCAACAGAACUAUCUGGCAGCCUUCCUUCCUUGAGAAGAGCCAGGGAUCAGCAAUGGAUGAAGAGACAAAGAUUGGUGUUAACACUAAGGUAUCACAACUUGAGGAUACUCCUUUUCGGGUCUUUCCUUCUGAGGUUGACACCUCAAGAUCGAGCAUCAAUUUCCGGAUCUCAAGGAGGGGUCCAAAGAUGCCUGGGCUCGGCCAAACAAACCAUUGAUCUCAUUUAUCAGACGUAUCAACAUAGUGACUUCUUCAGGACAUGGUUCUAUAAUGUCACGUACACCGUCUUUGCCGCAAGCAUCAUUCUUAUCUACCUUGCACAAGAAGCGAUUCCGACAGAGACCCAACCGCUCUUACGCCUGAUUGACAUGGCUGUAGAGAUUUUGUUGAUCAUGGACGAAUGUGCUUUUGCCCUUGAGGCAGCGAAACUGCUACGUCGGGCCAAGGAAAAGGCUGAAACAAGAGCGAUGGCAACGGACGCAGAAACUAUGGAGCCGUUAUUCUCGGGGGCAGACGGAACGGUACAUCUGAAUCAUUAUUGGGGUCCGCUCAAUCUCUAUGGGGAUAUUGACCCAAACCUUGCAUUUUCGUUUCUUGGCUUUGAUGAAGCGAAUCCAUUGCUAGGGGCGUCUAGCAACGGCAGACUUGAUUGA